Molecule: messenger RNA, 777 nt
Organism: Penicillium paradoxum
Lineage: Eukaryota; Fungi; Ascomycota; Eurotiomycetes; Eurotiales; Aspergillaceae
Product: Chromosome segregation in meiosis protein 3
Exons: 3
Coding region: 1-777 (258 amino acids)
Biological process (GO): DNA replication checkpoint signaling; DNA damage response; replication fork arrest
Cellular component (GO): replication fork protection complex; nucleus
Molecular function (GO): DNA binding
Source: RefSeq, a predicted model, not a curated record
AUGGAUACUUCAGAGCGAGAAAACUCACCAGGCGCUGGUGACCUAAACGACCUUUUUGAUUACGACGUUGGCUUGGAUGAGAUAAUACCAGAUACCAACACCAACACCAACAAUAAAGCUUCUGGUACAGGAGAUUCUGCACUUGGGUUAGGUCUUGAUGAAGAAGUCAAAGUCACAAAGAAACGACAGCCUGUGGCCAAGCUAGACGAGAGCCGACUUCUCUCAAAAUUGGGUAUCCCCAAACUGCGAUACACUGCUACACAGAAACUGAGGUUCAAAGGCAAAGGGCAUGAGUUUCAAGACGCCGCCCGUCUGCUCAACUUUUAUCAACUAUGGCUCGAUGAUCUAUUCCCACGCGCAAAAUUCGCAGAUGGUCUGACAAUGAUCGAGAAGCUGGGACACUCGAAACGCAUUCAAGUCAUGCGGCGAGAAUGGAUAGAUGAGGAGAAGCCGAGGCUUGUUGAGGAACUUAAUAAACUCGGAGAAGAGCGAAUCAAGAACCCGGGUUCCAAUCACCCGACAGAUUCUUCCAAUCAACCGGUAGAUUGCAAAAGCAUUGCCGAUCAAGACCUGUUUAUCUCAGACCCAAGCGAGAGCGCGCGGCCUAUCAUCAGUUUCCCCGAACUUGAGGACGAUGAUUUGGAUGAUCUCCUCAGAGAGCAAGAUGAGCCAAUGACCAAUUUUCGCGCAGAAAUGCCUGUGUCCGUCUCACGAGUACCCAAUGGCGACGAUGACUAUGACGCUGAAUACGAAGCGAUGAAGGAGCUAGGGAUGUAG